AUGUCGCCGGCAUCAGUUCGUAUCACAUCGAGGUCUCAGUAUCUCCUGAUUGCCAAAGUUGCGGAGGAGGCUGAGAGGUGGGAAGACAUCGUCAUCCAAAUCAAGGGUAUCAUUCAGACGUUCGGCUCCUUAACUGUCGACGAGCGCAACCUGCUCUCUGUCGCGUACAAGAACAUCACCAACAAGCUGCGUAACAGCUGGCGAAUCGUCGACUCACUCGAGCAGCUGGAAACGUCACGGCCAGCUGAUCGCUCAAAGCGACAGGUGCUCCUCAUACACCGCGAGCGUCGUAGGAUUGAACGGGAGCUGUCGGACGUAUGCCUUGACAUUGUCAGGCUUCUCGACGACAAGCUCGUCUCGACGGCAACACCAGGGGAGGAAACCGUUUUCUAUCUGAAAAUGAGAGGCGACUACUACCGGUAUCUGUUCGAGUUCGCGGAGCCGAAGGACAGAAAUCGGUAUGCGGACCUGUCCCUCACCGCGUACAAAUUUGCGUACAAGCACGCAAUGGCAAUGCUGGACGCCAUGCACCCCACGAGGCUUGGCCUCGCCUUGAACUUUGCCGUAUAUUACCACGACGUGCAGAAAAGUCCUGAAAGAGCAUGCCACCUCGGCAAGCAUGCUUUUGACGAGGCUGUUUCCAACCUUGAUGAGAACUUUCCCGAGGAUACAAUGCGCGAUUCAAUGAUGAUUCUCCGUCUGCUCAGGGAUGACCUCAUUAUAUGGUCAGAAGAGAUACAGAAAGGAGAUGGUGUUAGUGCAUCAUGACGGAUUGUGCAUCGUUUCAUUGGAUUACCACUGAGGAUUAAAUUAUCGCAACUUGUGCCUACAUCAUUUGAUAUGCUACAUCUU
Coniophora puteana RWD-64-598 SS2 is the source of this 852-nucleotide messenger RNA. RefSeq names its product 14-3-3 protein. Gene Ontology annotation, cellular component: cytoplasm. Lineage: Eukaryota; Fungi; Basidiomycota; Agaricomycetes; Boletales; Coniophoraceae. Gene Ontology annotation, biological process: signal transduction. Bases 1 to 768 code for a protein of 255 amino acids. The record is from RefSeq and is a predicted model, not a curated record. The transcript has 5 exons.